UGUCAUUUUUGUGUAAUAGAAAUAAAAGUAAUAAAACGUAAAUGUACAUAACAAAAUAUUUUUUAAUGCCAAUACAUUUUUAUUUGAUAUUUUUAAACAUCUAUAAUAUUUUUGUAAUUCACUUAUAAAAUUUAAAUAUAUAAGAGACAUUUUCAAUUGCCUAAUGUAGUUUCAUAUAUUUUUACUCUGAUAGUCCGAUGUUAAUGUAUACCUACUCAAUUCAAUUUAAAAAUAAUUAUCAUUAAUAAAAAUUGAAUAUAAUUUAUUUUAAAUGUCUGGGAACAGUGAUGAAGCAUUCCAUCGUACUGGAUCAUUUCGUCGUGUCUUACCUCCUGGAAAUGAUACUACCGGUAUAAGUGGUAUAGCAGUCAAAUCUACCAAUACCAAUAACUCUUAUAUAAAUGCAAAUUAUAUUCCUUUUUUUCUUGAGUAUACCCUCAUGUCUGAAUUUAAUAUUUUGAGCAAAAAAUUAAUACCAGGAGUAUAUGUUAUACCAGCUGAUAAAACUCCAUUCAUAUGGUUUGGAGUAAUUUUCCCAAGGUACGGACUUUAUAAGAAUGGAGUUUUUCGUUUUCGUUUACUUAUAGAUAGUAAUUGGCCAAAUUGUGAUUGUCCCAAAGUGAUAUUUGAAACACCUCUAUUUCAUCCAUUGGUCAAUCCAGUCACUGGGGAAAUGAAUGUUCAAUAUCAUUUUCCAGAAUGGAAAAAAGGAGUUAGUCGUAUUUGGCAUGUAAUAGAUCAUGUAUCAAAAUCAUUUUAUGAUAUACCUAGAACUAAAACUCCUGAAAAUUCAGAAGCUGCUGAAUUAUUAAAAACAGAUAAUGAGAAGUAUAUGAAAAAAUGUGAGGACUGUGUAGGACAAAGUCAAGUUGAUAUAUAUAAGCAACCAAAACAUUCAGAGAAUAAUGAUCCAAAUUAUUUGCUAUUCGAUAUUUAUGACGAAGAAAUUCAUGGAACAUUAAGACGUUCAUGGCUCCAACAAAAAGAAAAUGACAAGUCUCAACAUUUAUCUUGGGUACAACCUGGAUCUUUAGAACCAUUUUCUCGGCCAAAUACGUAAACAAUUAAAUUGUUAAAUCUAAUAACAAUCAGCAAAAGUAUUAAUAUUUGUAAAAUUGUACAUACUGUAAUAUAAAUAUUUUAAUUAUUAUUAUUUUGUGUCAAGCAACCUUGUAUAUAAAUGAUGGACUAAAAAAAAUAAAAUUAACAGAUAUGAUUCAGUAACAUAAAAUAAUAAAGGCCUAUAGUUUGAUCGA
This is a messenger RNA of Metopolophium dirhodum (rose-grain aphid), 1256 nucleotides long. Its product is annotated as AKT-interacting protein-like. The coding region runs from base 272 to 1060 and encodes 262 amino acids. NCBI's taxonomy places the organism in Eukaryota, Metazoa, Arthropoda, Insecta, Hemiptera, Aphididae. The transcript is spliced from 6 exons. The record is from RefSeq and is a predicted model, not a curated record.